GGGCGGGCUUGCGCCUUUACCUGACAGACCCCACGAGGCCACCACUGAUUCUGAAUGACGAAUGCUCUCUCUUUCUGCCACACUGCACUUAUUUUCCGAUACCCAACCAUUCAUCUUCAUUGUCCUACAAAAACCCUAGUCUAAUUUGACAUUUGAAAGUUCCCAGCUAUGUCCAAAGACGCUUCUUCUUCAUCUGUCAGAUCCGCUGAUGCUCGAACCCAGUUCGAAUCAAAUGAGAACGACUUCGACAAUACGGAAUUUCCCUUCCCUCCUCCUACUCGAACGCCUCUUAAUUCCAUCGCCGACCCAUCUCAACGUCUGACCCUAGCUCAAGACCUCCAUCCCACUAAAUCUGAAACAACCCGAGCUGUUCGAGAUGCAAAUGGAGUUAGAGGAAAAGCUCAUUCCGAACCCAAUUCAGCUCAAACUACUCCAGUUAGGAGAAUUUGUAAUGUGUUUACACGCUCUGGGGCUAGGCAUGCUCUCCAUACUGGAGGUAAAGGGACUACUUUAUUAUCUUCUAGAACUUCAAAAGGAACUCUUUUUAUCAACUCUGAGCCUUCUGUCCACUUUGAGCUGUCGGAGAAUCCUUCUUUCUGGAAUGAUCACAAUGUGCAGGUAUUGAUUCGUGUUAGACCAUUAAAUAACAUGGAGAAAGUAUUACAAGGAUACGGUAGAUGCUUAAGGCAAGAGACUGCACAGACACUGGUUUGGCUUGGUCAUCUUGAAACCAGAUUCACCUUUGAUCAUCUUGCGUGUGAAACUAUAUCGCAGGAAAAGCUUUUCAAAGUUGCAGGGUUGCCCAUGGUGGAUAACUGCAUGUCCGGUUAUAAUAGCUGCAUGUUUGCAUAUGGCCAGACUGGAAGUGGAAAGACUUACACAAUGAUGGGUGACAUAGGCGAAAUGGGUGGAAAGCUAAGCGAACAAUGUGGGAUCACUCCUCGUAUAUUCGAGUACUUGUUUACUCGAAUUGGACAGGAAGAGGACGAUCGAAAGAAUGAGAGAUUGAAGUAUAGUUGCAAGUGUUCUUUCUUAGAGAUAUAUAAUGAGCAGAUAACGGACCUCCUUGAGCCUUCAUCGACUAAUUUGCUGCUCAGAGAAGACUUGAAGAAAGGUGUAUACGUUGAAAACCUCACUGAAGUUAGCGUUAGUUCUGUUGAUGACAUUCUCAGAAUUUUGUUACAGGGGGCUGCAAAUAGAAAAAUGGCAGCUACUCAUAUGAAUACUGAGAGCAGUCGAUCUCACAGUGUUUUCACAUGUAACAUAGAGAGUUGCUGGGAGAAAGACUCUAUGAAGCACUUUAGAUUUGGAAGGUUAAAUCUAGUUGAUCUAGCUGGUUCUGAAAGACAGAAAAGCUGUGGCGCAGAAGGAGACCGUUUGAAAGAAGCUGCAAAUAUAAACAAGUCUUUAUCAACUCUUGGACUUGUCAUCAUGUCCUUGGUGGAUUUGGCACAUGGCAAACAUAGACACAUUCCAUACAGGGACUCUAGGCUAACUUUUCUCCUUCAGGAUUCUCUGGGUGGGAACUCGAAAACAGCAGUAAUCGCCACCGUCAGCCCAUCUAUUUGUUCUGCCAGUGAGACACUAAGCACUCUAAAGUUUGCUCAGCGUGCAAAACUUAUUCAGAACAAUGCUAAAAUAAAUGAAGAUGCUUCAGGUGAUGUUUCAGCAUUGCAGCAGCAAAUACAACAACUAAAGGGUCAGUUGUCCUUUCUACUGAAGCAUCAGGGAACAGAGAAUUAUUUUCCAGAAAGUGUCCCAUGUUUAGAUCAAUUCAGCUUGUGUGAGUUUCCUGAGAGCUUCUACCUGUCUGAGGAAUUGAAUCUGCACACUGAUUGUGGUCCACAGCAUGGAAGAAGUGACUCAUUACAUUAUCUAAAAUCAACUUUGCUCAAUGCCGUGAGGAGAGAAAAAUUGGCUGCGAUGGAAGUUUGGAGAUUAGAGGCUGAAAUUGAAGCGAUGAAACAUUUGGUUCACCAGCAAGAAGAAGAGGUUCAACUUAGUAAAUACAUAAUGAAACUUAGAGAGGAAAAAGUUGACCGAUUGGAAUCACUUGGAAAUGGUAUAAUCUCUGCAGACAGCUUUAUCCUGGAAGAAAAUAAUGCUUUAAAAGACGAGAUUCGGCUGCUUUGGGCUAGAACUGAACAAAAUCCAGAAUUGACUCGACUUGCACAUGAGAACAUUAGCCUCCUUAAGCAGCUCAGAUGGUUUAAAAACUUCUACAGGAACAGGAAGACUGGAACACUGGUUGCUGAAAUUUCAGAGUUAUGUGAACAGGAAAGAUUCACUGCAGGAGAGUUAAAAGAAUGCAGAGAAAUGAAUUCAAAACUAAUCAGUGAGGUUGAUGAAUUGCAAGGAGAAUUGGGAAAACAUGUGAACCUUAACCAAGCUGCAUUUGAUUUUGUGGAGACCAUAUCAACUGAAGCUGAUAAAGUAAACAGGGCAUCACAAGACCCACUAGAAGGUGGAGAAUCCAAACAUCAAGAAGUUGUCGAAAUUGAUUGGGCCUCCAUUUCGCAGCAUAAAGAUAUAAUGAAACAGUUGGUUGAAGCAAGAUCCUUGAUGGAAGCAAUGGAAGAGGAACAAGUUAAGCUAAUAGAAGAGCUAGAAUUCACAAGGGAAGAAAAUCAAAGGCUGUCUAAGCAGCUGUGUGAAACUGAAAGGGCUGGAAUACAACACAGGCCUAAACCUGAUAGCCAUGAAUCAAGAGGCUCUGUUUUUGAAAAUCAGGACAGUAAUGGAGACCUCUGCAUGGUGGCUUUGCAAGCUAAGUUGGAGAAAAUGUCCAAGGACCUUGGGGAGGCUCACUUGCUUAAUAGCCAAUAUCUGGAGGAUCAUGCAUUAAAGUUGUCAGAGGAACACCAAACUGAGUUAGUGCGUGAGGAAGUUGAAACAGAAACAACUAAAGCGAUUCUUCAUAUGCAGGAAGAGAUUGUUGCAAUGAAGUCCGAACUACAGGAGAAAUUAUGCUUAAUGGCUGAUGAAAACAUGAGUUUAAAGAACAAUCUGGAAGCUAAAGAGGAAGAAAUAGAGGCGCUGUGCAUGGAAUGGGAAAUAGCAACUUUGGAGCUAACAUCCUUUCUAGUAGAUGGCUCUAAGUCCCUGCGAGAUGCUUCCUCCCACAUAGAACAUAUAGCUUGCUCAUUUCCUGACAUCAAUGCUUGCAUUGGUGGACAUGUUGAGAGAGCUGCUAAAAUUUGUGUUGAGAAGGAAGAAACCAUUCUUUUGUUAAGAAGGAGUUUGGAAGAAGCACAACGGGUCAUAUUGCAAAUGGAUGAGAAAUUGAAUUCUCUGAAAGGUGCAACAAUGGCUUUUACUCAAGCUCAGCAGUUAGACAAUGAGUCAAGCGACAAGGAAGCAUUCCAGCUAGUUUCUUCUUUAGAUGAUCAAAUCAGUAGGUUGGAAUCUGUAGAAAAACAUCUGCUGCACAAGGGGAACCACACCGCUGAGGUUCAUGCUGCUUCAUUUUCUGCAAAUGAUGGAUCUGAUAGUCUUGACAGAAACCUCACAAAAGGAGACAGUUCAAGUGAAAGUGUAUUAGCAUUGAUAGCUAAUGAAAAUAAUAUUGAGUUGGCAAUGUUAAAGCUACUGGAGGUGGAGAAUGCUGUAAAUGCUCUUUGCUUUGAUGCACAAAACUAUCUGUCAGGCCUCCAAUCAGACGCCUAUAAAAUGAUUUGCUUGUGCAAGGAGUUCAAUCAAGAAUUUCUAGAUCUUAUCCAUCAGAUGAGGAAUAAGUUCUAUGAUCUAAUAGAAAAUGGUAGUUCUCAGUACCAUGCAGUUGGAUUUCCAUCAAGUGAUACCAGUAAGCUUCAUGACCAUAACAAACAGCAGAAACUGCUGCAUCAGAUUAGGUAUGAACUUGUUGAAACAAACGAGAAACUGAAUCACAUCACAGCAAAUCUUAGCAGAAUUUUGAAUUUGCAUCUAUGUCCUGAUACAACUGAGGAUCCAAGUGAAUCAGAUGGAUGGACAACUGACUGUUUGGCUUCAUGUUCUAAUCUUUCAACUGAAAGUGUUGCUUCAGGAAAAAGGUCAAAUACAUCUCCCCACAGUUGUAAUUCACAAAGCAUACCGAAGAAUUUGAAUCUAGAAGGCACAACACUACUGCAUUUGAGGAGGGAUUUUAAAAUGGCAUAUGGUGCUUUUGCCAAAAUAAAUGCUCAGUUUUAUUCCGUUUUCAAUGAGAAAGGAGAGGGCUCACCCCCAGUGAUGUAUCUCUCUGAUUCAGCUGAACUUGCAAAACUGAAUGACCAGCAGCCAAUCAAGAAUCAACAAAAUGAAAUAAUUCAGGGUCAUAAAAUGAUGAUGCAUGGAGCUGAAUUUAGCUGCAACUACAGGAGAGAGGAAGAAACUGGUGACGAAAUCACUGAAGAGAAAAACUUCUUUAAGAAGUUUGAGCUCGCCUUCUCAACCAUCAAAGAAGUAGAUUACACGUUAAAUACUCUGGUUAAAGUGAAUGAAAAUGAAAAAAAAUUGACUUCUAUGUUGAGACAAGCAGAAGAGGAAUUACUGGAGCAGAAAGCAAGCUUGGUUGAAGAUGUCAAACAACUUAAGUCCUCCAUUCGACAGAGAGAUGAAGAAAUAGGAAUACUACAGGAUGAGGCCUGUUGCAGCUUGCAAGAAAUUUCAAAUACAAUGUCCUUGCUUGAAGGGUCUUUCUUGGAUAUGCAAAAAGAUGUGGAGGAAUUUUUGAAAACAUUGUUUGCUGAUGCUUUUAGAAUGGCAGAAGAGACACUGAACCUCAUUAGCAACUCAAAUUUAUUACUAGAAGGUAUUGUUUUUGACACUAUGAAGAAUGGGAUAUCCUCUACUGUGCUAUACCGUUGCGAAGCUAUAGAUUCUAUACGUGACUUGGGGAGAAGUUGCGGAAGUUGUAAUAUUGGCAUGAUAAUGGAUAAAGAAGAACUGGAUGGAAUUACAAGCUUUGGAAAAAUGGAGGAUAAAGAGUUGGGUUUAGACCAGAUUAACAGCAAAAAUGAAAAUUUGGAGCUUAGAAAAGAAUUGGAACGAAAAGAAGCUUUGCUGAAAGGUUUGCUAUUUGACAUUAGCUUAUUGCAAGAAUCAGCUUCUAGCAGAAAGGAUAUCACGGAUGAAGUUGAAAAGUUAAUUGCAGCUUUGGAUCAAGCUCAAAAUGAGUUAUCUACUAAAGAACAUCAACUAGAUGAAAUGCUCAUUCAGCACAGAACUCUUGAAAAUCGGCUGAAAGAGAUGGAGAGUGAUCUAUUUGCCUCAAAAUCUGAUCUUGAAGAGACUAGAAGAGAAUCGGAUACUUUCUCAAAUCAAAACUCUGAGUUGAGAGCUCUUUUAGAUGAUCUUUGUCUGAAGAAGUCUCAAACAGAGGAUGAGUUGGAAGAACAAAGAGAGAUUGUGAAAAGCCUAGAAAGUGAAAUUCUUCGGCUGACCUCCUCUGCAGAGAAACAACUGAUACCAUCGAUGACAGAUAAAGAUACAGAAGAUGAUCUCAAGAGGGUUACUGGAGAAAAGAACCAGCUUCUUGAACAACUCCGGUUCCUGCAAGACAGGCUUGAUAUGGCAUGUUCACUAGCUGAUGAGAAUGAAGCUAUUGCUGUACAAGCUCACCAGGCAUCAGAAGCCAGUAAAAUGUAUGCUGAACAAAAAGAUGAGGAGGUUAAGAUUUUAGAACACUCAGUUGAGGAACUUGACGGCACCAUAAAUGUACUGGAGAAUAAGGUACAUGAAAUGGAAGAAGAGGUAGAAAGAGAUCGCCUGAUUAGAGAUUCAUUAGAACUGGAACUUCAAGCGCUAAGAAAAAGAUUAUUAAUGGUUGAGAACUCUCGAAGUAUGGACAUGAAGAGCUCAGGUGAACUGUCCACAAAGGAUCAAUUUUCGAGGUUCGUGGAGCCUACUGAGGUUUAUUACCGAAUAGGAGAUCUUGAAGAAGAAAAAGCAGAGCUAACUAAAGAGAUAGAACAAUACAAGGAAUACAUUUCAGAAAUCUUGUUGCACGCCCAAGCCCAAGCAUCACAGUAUCAACAAAAGUACAAGGAGUUGGAGGCAGUGCUGCAUGGACUUGAAACUCACUCAUUAAACACACUAAAUGGAGGACCAACUUCAGAUAAGACAGAGAAGUGCUCAAGCUCAACCAGGACAAGAGGUUCAAGCUCACCUUUCAGAUGCAUUUCCAGUUUGGUUCAGCAGAUGAAUAGUGAGAAAGACCAGGAACUGUCAGCAGCUAAAUUUCACAUAGAAGAGCUAGAGGUGUUACAGGCUCAAAAACAGAAGGAGAUUUGUAUGCUGAACAGUAGACUGGCUGCAACAGAAAACAUGACACAUGAUGUAAUUCGGGAUUUGCUUGGUGUCAAGCUGGACAUGACUAGUUAUGCAAAUUUGAUAAAGCAGUAUCAACUGCAAAAAUUUGUAGAGGAGGCUCAGCAACAAUCAGAAGAGCGCAUUGCAAUGGAGAGACAACUUUCAGAUCUAAGGAGACAAAUUGAUGAUCUAGUUGAAGAAAGAGAGAGAUACAUUUUGAAAGUGAAAAAAAGUGAGGCAGACGUGUUAUCAUCCCAGAUGUGCAUAGAACAGUUACGAGAACGUGAUCAGUUGCUGACUGCUCAAAAUGAAAUGCUGACAAUGGAUAGAACCAACUUACAGAGAAAAAUUGUGGAACUGGAUGAUAUGGUUAAAAGGCUCUUGAGAAGACAGACUCAAAUGGGUGCCUUGGCAAGAUUGAAAGAAAUUGAUCUUAGCCAAAGGCUGGGUUGUCCUCAGAAGUUGGUUUUAGGAGCAAGGGACAAACUUUCUCUGGCUCAUGAGGCGGAUAACCUUGGUACACGUGACAACCUGAAUGGUUGUGGUAAGGAAACAAAAUUGAGGUGAGCUCAAUAUAGGUUUGGCAUGCGGGAGUCUCUGCAAGACAGCUCCUAUGUAUUACAAGGAUAAUCAACUGCCAAGCAAAGAGAGCAAAAAGCCUAAACUUGUCAAUCACAGGCAGUCUGCUCAGAAUCAAGUUUCAUAUUCACAAAAGCAAAUAUCACUAAUAGAAAUUCGGAGCUGCAGAUAAUGGUUUAAUGUGCAUAUAAUUGUUAGUAUUAUUUUGAUGGAAGGUAAUUAUCAGUUGUAUCAUAUACUAUAUGUAUUUUUUUCUUAGGUUGGGGUGAUAUUGGCUUGUUGAGUGUCUUUGAGUCCGUAGGAAAGUGGUGACCAACCUCCUUCCUGAACAGCCGGAAUUGGGACAGAGCGUGUGGUUAUUGUCAUAGCACAAAUUCUAAAUGUUUGUAAUUAUUUCUGUAAUUACAUAUCAAAGGCAAUCUAUGCCGAUACGAACUACUUCAGAAUUGAAGUGUAAUUGGUGUAUAUUAAUUGGUGUGUUUACUACA
This is a messenger RNA of Nicotiana tabacum (common tobacco), 7337 nucleotides long. The record is from RefSeq and is a predicted model, not a curated record. Lineage: Eukaryota; Viridiplantae; Streptophyta; Magnoliopsida; Solanales; Solanaceae.